Molecule: messenger RNA, 1188 nt
Organism: Fomitiporia mediterranea MF3/22
Lineage: Eukaryota; Fungi; Basidiomycota; Agaricomycetes; Hymenochaetales; Hymenochaetaceae
Product: Dehydroquinate synthase-like protein
Exons: 3
Coding region: 1-1188 (395 amino acids)
Cellular component (GO): mitochondrion
Molecular function (GO): maleylacetate reductase activity; metal ion binding; alcohol dehydrogenase (NAD+) activity
Source: RefSeq, a predicted model, not a curated record
AUGAUAGUAGCAGAGAGACACGUCGAGGGCGGUGAUCUGCAGAAAUUCGGCGUCAAACACUUGAUUUCCCCAGAUCAGAUACGCCGAAUCCGGCAGAACGAUCGUCGAUCACGGAAGCUGCCUGUAAAAGGCUCUAACCCUGCUCGAGUUGUCUUCGGUUCCGGUACAAUUAAGCAGCUUCCUGACGAGGUCAAACGACUCGGUCUCAAGAAGCCUCUCGUCCUUAGCACACCGGAACAAACAAGUCAAGCGGAUUUGGUCGAAUCAAUUCUCAAGUCUGCUGGGGUCGACUGUGCUGGGCAGUUCAAUAAUGCGACGAUGCAUACACCUGUUGAAGUUACGGAGAAAGCACUUGCAAUCGUCAACGAGCGUAAAGUAGACGGAACUAUUGCAAUCGGUGGAGGGUCGACUAUUGGCCUCGGAAAAGCUAUCGCGUUACGAACAGACAUGCCUCAAAUCGUCAUCCCAACGACCUACGCCGGUUCCGAAAUGACGCCAAUCAUCGGACAAACUGAGAAUGGCGUCAAAACAACGCAAAGCACACCAAAAGUUCUCCCAGAAGUUGUGAUAUACGACGUCGACUUCACCCUCACAUUACCCCAAGGCCUCAGCGCAACGAGCGGCAUCAAUGCUAUUGCACACGCCGUGGAAGCGCUCUAUGCACAAAACGCAAACCCAGUGAUCGAACUCAUGGCCGAAGAGGCAGUCCGAGCCCUCGCGCGUUCCCUUCCUAUCAUAAUGGAAAACAAGGAAGACACAGAAGCUCGCAGUGACGCGCUCUACGGCGCAUGGUUAUGCUCAGCUUGCCUUGGCUCAACGAACAUGAGCGUGCAUCAUAAACUCUGCCACGUCCUCGGAGGGACGUUCAACCUCCCUCACGCUGACACGCAUACGAUUGUCUUACCCCACGCAUUAGCGUAUAAUGCCCCAAGCGCUCCGGAGGCUAUGAAGAAACUCGCUCGUGCGCUUGACAAUGAAGAUCCCGUUGAGGGUCUGAACGUGUUGUUGACGAAGUUGAAAGUGAAGAGAGGCUUGAAAGAGGUUGGGAUGCCGGAAGAUGGUAUUGACAAAGCGGCGGAUCUUGCUUUCAAGAACAAGUAUUGGAAUCCGAGACCGAUCGACAGAGAUGCGAUUAGGGAAGUUAUCAGACGGGCUUGGGCUGGAGAGCCGGCACGAGCAGAUAUAUAA